GUUUCCCCCUCUCAUUUUCUUCCCUCCUAUGUUUGUAUGACGACAGGAAAUCAGUUUCAAAUUUCGUCUCUUCACUGUGCCCAGCGGUAUACACGGAUUAUCCUUUUGUUCCUUUUUUCAUGUUGUUGGUUCAACGCUGGUCAGACUCCGAGUUGUGGAAACGCUUGCGGCAUACUCUGUACUCCGGACACUUUGACUCGGAAGUGCUGGACAGGCCAUCAUGUUCAGCAGCCAAGUCAAUGGGCAUGUGAAUGACAGACAACAUUCAAUGUCCAACAGCCACCUCCGCUCCUCUCAACAACGAGCCAGAAGCUGAAUUUGUCUUCUGUCUGCAGGAUAGUUAUUGUUGAGCCUGUACUUCACAUCUUUGUUCUGAGAACCAAGUGCCUCAAACACCUUGGCCUGUUAUGAACAGGUUCUAUACAGAUCGCGCACGACAAUGCCAUUGUUGCUCACGACCUGUACCCGCCCCAUUUCUGCUAUUUAUUAUGAGACUCUCUUCAAAAUACCCCCAUCGUUCUACAUUGGCAAGUUCGUCUUCACCAUAACUCCUCCCAAUACCAUUCUUCCAACUUGGCGCUUCCUCCCUCGGUACUUUUCCCUUGCAACAUCCACCAUGUGCUACAUCACCAAGAACGUCUACACUGUGUGUGCCCACACCAGAAUGGGAGGACUUGUCGAGUGCGAGCAUCAGAAAGCUAGGAACGAGCGAUGGGAAGACGGCAGUUUCUGUCUUACUCUCCUGAGCUGCCGGCCUGUUGAGCAAACCAAACUCAAGUAUUGGUUCUGCGACGGCUGCCGCGAGCACUACGACGGUUGUGAUACGAUGACGGUGGAAGCCGUUUUGAACUACUGGGCCUUCAAAAACGCUCAUGGCUAUUCGUCCAGCGUUUCUCCCAAGCUCAUCGCCGCCGAGUCGGUCUUUGGGAGCAGAGCUCCUGCCCGCAAGGACGACCCUAAACACCCCCGGCGUGAGCUGAUGGCUCUUGGUAAAGUGCUCCCCCGGAAGCCGUUCGAGACGCCGGUUGCCUGGCUGCAACGGCUCGAGGAAGCCAGAACACUGACGCUUGAACUGGCCGCGAAGUGGUCGGCAGUUGUCGGCCACCAGCGUCAACGCCGCGAACGUAUUGGUGAGCGUGUCGUCCACAUGCAGCCGCGGAUAUCGACGCCCAUGUCCGUCUACCCAUAUGCCCAUGCCCUCAGCUCAAUUACCGAGCUGAUGCAGCACUGCCAGACCAACGACGGCAAGUUUACAGGUGUCUCCUUGAACGAGGCACCCACAAAACACGAGACGGAGGAGUUUGACCAGCCCAAUAUGACGAGCCAUUUCUCCGUUUCCGACAUCGACCCGGACGAGGCGGCAGCGCUGGCUAGAGUAGACGCCGUCAGUCCGAUUUCGGUCGAGGUCGCCAUGGACAAGAUGAAGACGAGCUCUCGCGUAUCGGAGACUAGGCUUCCGGAGGAGCACGAGACUGCUCCUGUUACAGUGCUCGAAAUAGUCGCUCCCCAGCCCAGGCGUAGCGCCUCCCCGCCUCGCUUCGUUCAGGAAUAUGGCGGCGCUGCGACGGAGGAUAGAUCCCUGGUCGACGACGCAUCCACCGGCGGCACUCCCUCUCAAAAACAGAGCCCAAGCCCCGCCGGGACCGAAAACGUUCUCGGAUCGCAGGCAUGUUCGCUUUGCGGCAUGUCGUUUCUCACCGUCCAGGAGCAGAAGGACCACUUGAAGACCGACGUCCAUUACUACAACCUCAAGCAAAAGCUGAACGGCCUCCGACCCGUCUCUGAAGCCGAGUUCGAGAAGCUUGUCAACGAGAACGAUGUGAGCAUCUCGGGAUCCGACACGUCUGACAGCGACGAGGACGAGGACGAGUCUUCGCGGCGAGAAACCACGAUCUCAGCCUUGCUCAAGAAGCAAGCGUCGCUUGCCGAUAGCCGAGGGCCAAACGGUGGCGACAAGGAGGAAGAGCCAAAAGCGAAGAGGAGAGGGACAGGGAAACCGCCAUUGUUGUGGUUCAGCUGCCCAUUAUUGCCGGAAAAUACCUAUUUUGGGAUAUACCGGGCAAUGUUCACAGCGGACGAAUUAGACCGGGAGGAUGCAAUCAUCGACGCUAUCAAGCAGCGACAGCUUCCGCCAAUAUCCAUGCCCAAGGCUGCCAAGGAUGGGAAUACUGUACCGCCGGUCUAUAACGGCAGGCAUAUCUUUCUUUGCAUGAUUGGAGGUGGCCACUUUGCCGCCAUGGUGGUCUGCCUGGCCCCAAAGCAGAGCAAGCAAGGCUCGAUUGGGCCACUCAACAGGGAGGCUGUCGUUUUGGCACACAAGACCUUCCACCGAUACACAACCCGACGGAAACAGGGCGGCUCGCAGUCUGCAAAUGACAACGCCAAGGGAACUGCGCACUCAGCCGGAUCUUCACUGCGUCGGUACAACGAACAGGCCCUCGUAGAGGACGUCCGGGAGCUUCUCAAGGAUUGGAAGGCCUUGAUUGAUACCUCCGACCUGCUCUUCAUUCGAGCCACGGGCUCGACAAACCGACGAACUUUGUUUGGACCAUACGACGACCAGGUCCUGCGGCCCAACGAUCCGCGCAUCAGGGGCUUUCCCUUCAGCACCCGGAGAGCUACCCAGAACGAGCUCAUGCGGUCUUUUAUUGAAUUGACCCGGCUCAAAGUGAAGGAGAUUCAACCCGAAGCAGCCUCCGUGCCCAACGACGAAUCCAAAACCCCUAAGACAAAGGUCGAUUCCAAAACCGCACCUCCCAAGCUCACAGAGGAAGAAGAGGCCGCCAUAUUCCACACCUCCCAGAUCCAAGCCAUGAUCCGGCGCUCCAAACUCCCUGCCCUCCUCUCCUACCUCACCACAAAUAGCCUCUCCGCCAAUUUCCUCUUCCAACCCCCCGACUCGCAACAGAACCACCACGCACCCACCGCCCUGCACCUCGCGGCCUCCCAGAACUCGGCCCCGCUCGUCACAGGUCUCCUCGCCCGCGCCCAAGCCGACCCAACCAUCCUGAGCAGCGAAAACAAGACGCCCUUUGAUCUCGCCGGCGACCGCGCCACGCGCGACGCAUUCCGCGUCGCGCGCGCCGAGCUGGGCGAAGAGGCGUGGGACUGGGACGCCGCGAGGGUGCCCGCGCCGCUGAAGCGGGAGGAGGCGGAACAGCGGGCCGAGAGGGAGCGCAGAGCGCUGGAGCGGGAGGAGGAGGCCAGGAGGAGGGCUGAGGAGGAGAGGUUGAGGGCUGAGGGGCCUAGGUUGGAUGAUAGUAAUAGUAACAAUGCUGGUGGGAGGAGGAAGAAGGGGGGGAAUCUGUUGGGUGGUGGGGGGCCGCCUAAGACGGCGGAGGAGAGGAGGGCGGAAGAGGCCAGGGGGUUGACGCCUGAGCAGAGGAUGAGGUUGGAGCGGGAGCGGAGGGCUAGGGCGGCGGAGGAGAGGAUUAGGAGGUUGCAGCAGGGGGGUGCGUGAUGGCGGCAGUUAGUUAGGAUCUGUAUGUAGGCCUCAGCCUGACUGAGAGAGCAGAGUCCGAGGGAACUAGCUAAGCCACCUGCCGGCCUCGAUUACAUGUCUCGAUAGCCUACACAGUAGCUAAUACAGUCAAAAGAUU
Molecule: messenger RNA, 3599 nt
Organism: Parathielavia appendiculata
Lineage: Eukaryota; Fungi; Ascomycota; Sordariomycetes; Sordariales; Chaetomiaceae
Exons: 3
Coding region: 440-3460 (1006 amino acids)
Source: RefSeq, a predicted model, not a curated record